Arabidopsis arenosa is the source of this 5581-nucleotide messenger RNA. Lineage: Eukaryota; Viridiplantae; Streptophyta; Magnoliopsida; Brassicales; Brassicaceae. The record is from the annotation of a GenBank genome assembly.
AAAGCAUAAGAAGAGAAGAACCGAAGAAGAAGCAAAGGAAGCACUGAUAAAUCUCUGCAACUCCAGAAAUUCGGAGAUUAGCUAUGGCAGGUUCUUCAUCUUCGUCUUCGUUAAUCUCCAAAUCGGACGGUGAAUUGGAGGAAAUGCUCGAUCGGAUGCUGACGAGACUCGCUCUUUGCGACGACUCCAAGCUCGAAUCCCUAGUCUCUAACCUCCUUCCUCUUACCAUAUCUUCUCUGUCUUCUCAAUCUCCAGUUGUUCGAAACAAGGUUCUUGAGAUACUGAGUCAUGUUAACAAGAGAGUGAAGCAUCAGCAUGAAAUUGGUUUGCCUUUGUUGGCUUUAUGGAAAUUGUACACCGAUCCUGCUGCUGCUCCUAUGGUUAGGAACUUUGCUAUUGUCUAUGUUGAGAUGGCUUUUGAACGAGCUCCUGCCAAGGAAAGGGAGGAAAUUGCACCUAAUACACUGGAGAAUGUUUCAAAGCUUCCUAAGCAGCAUCAAGAGAUUAUUUUGAGAAUUGCUAUUAAGGUCAUUGGAGAAUGUCAUGCAAGCAAGAUCAGUGAUGAUGUCUCUGCGAAGUAUAGAUCUCUGAUUACUUCUCAGGAUAAAGACUUGUUUCUGGAUUUUUGCCUUCAUAUGCUUUUGUAUCAACCAUCUUCUCAAGGAGGUGGAUCUUCUCCUGGGCUUUCAGUAUUUCAAGUUAAUCGUAUAAUCGGAAAACAAGCAUUAAAAGGAGACAUACUUACAAAACGAAAGUUGGGGAUCUUGAAUGUCAUUGGAACCAUGGACCUGCCUGGUGAAUCUGUAUAUCCAUUGUACAUUGCUGCAUCAGUGGAUAGUCAAGAACCUGUAGCUAAGAGAGGGGAAGAGCUUCUAAAAAAGAUAGCUUCUGGAACAAAUUUGGAUGAUCCCAAGUUGAUAAACAGACUGUUCAUACUAUUCAAUGGCACUACAGGCACUGAAAAUGUUGCUCCGGAACAUAAUGUAGCUCCAGGAAAUAUAUCCUUGAAAAUGAAGCUCAUGUCUGGUUUCUGUCGGUCCAUUGCAGCUGCAAAUAGUUUUCCUGCAACAUUGCAGUGCAUAUUUGGCUGCAUGUAUGGCAGUGGAACAACCUUAAGGCUAAAGCAAAUGGGAAUGGAGUUCACCGUGUGGGUUUUUAAGCAUGGGAAGAUAGAUCAGUUGAAACUUAUGGGACCUGUUAUACUGAAUGCUAUUCUAAAAAUGCUUGAUGGUUCUACAGGCUCAGAAACAGAUGCUCUAUCAAGGGAGACCAAAAUAUUUUCUUUUCAAGCUAUUGGUUUACUUGCACAACGUUUGCCCCAGCUUUUUAGAGAAAAGACUGAAAUGGCUGUUCGUCUUUUUGAUGCGCUGAAGUUAGAAACCCAAUCUCUUCGUUCAACCAUCCAGGAGGCAAUAAUUUCUCUUGCUGCUGCAUACAAGGACGCCCCAGAGAAUAUUCUCAGAGACUUAGAGGUGCUUCUGCUAGCAAAUUCUCUGACGGAACAAAAUGAAGCUCGCUUUUGUGCUUUGCGAUGGGCAACUUCUUUGUAUAAUUCACAACAUUGUCCAAGUCUCUAUAUUUGCAUGCUGAGCGCAGCAGAUCCGAAGCUAGAUAUAAGGGAAAUAGCACUCGAAGGACUCUUUCUGAAAGAAGAAGGUCGCAGUAUAGUCUCUAAUCAUAACCAUAAAUACCCAAAAUUUAAUGAGAUGCUGGAGUACAUUCUCAAGCAACAGCCAAAACUGGUAGAUUCUUCAGAAAUGAGAAGCCAGAAGCUUCUCUUUCCCUCGCAAGUAUAUCUGGUCAUGAUAAAGUUUUUAGUGAAGUGUUUUGAGUUAGAGAUGGAGGAGAGCAAUACCCAGGCAGUAGGGACUGAAUUUUUGGAUUCCGCACAAAAAAUGUGUUCUUUGUUGGAACAUUCCUUGGCAUUCGAAGGCUCGGCUGAACUGCAUGCUUGUGCUUCUAAAGCAUUGGUUUCAGUUGGCUCUUACCUUCCGGAGAUGGUUGAACUUUACUUUUCCCGAAAAAUUGUGUGGCUAAGAAGUCUGCUUAGUCAUACAGACUUGAGUACUCGUGAAUCUGUAUCACGAUUACUCGGAAUGGCAUCCUGUGCUCUGUCUGAUGCUGAAUCAUGUUCCUUGCUCUCUGAAUUGAUAUCUUCAAUUUCCCAACCGCAGAAGUUAAGGUUUGAGGCACAGCAUGGGGGAUUAUGCGCUGUAGGAUUUGUUUCAGCACACUGUUUACAUAGAAUCCCCACUGUUUCUGAAGCAGUUACUCAAAAUGCGGUUAAAUGUUUGGGGGAUGUUGUUAAUUUAGAGACUGCACCACUGGCUUCUGUUGCUAUGGAAGCUUUGGGUCAUAUUGGGAUUUGUGGCGCAUUACCUCUUCUUGUUAAUGAUUCUAGUCCAGGGACUCAAGUGCUGGAAGUUCUUCAAGAAAGAUUGAGCAAGCUACUAUCUGGUGAUGAUAUAAAAUCAGUUCAGAAAAUUGCUCUUUCUCUUGGACAUAUCUGUUCAAAUGAAACGUCAUCUUCGCACUUGAAAAUAGCGCUUGAUCUUUUAUUUAGCCUUUCACGGUCAAAGGCUGAAGAAAUUUUGUUUGCUGCGGGUGAGGCGCUAUCUUUCCUCUGGGGUGGUGUACCAGUUACUGCUGAUAUGAUUCUGAAAACUAAUUAUACUUCUCUUUCGACGGACUCAAAUUUUCUGAUGAAAGAAGUUAAAUCUUUGUCUGAUGUCAAAACUGAUUCUGAGGAAGAUAGCCGUACCAUAACCAGAGAAACAAUUACUGGAAAACUCUUUGACACUCUUCUGUAUAGUAGCAGGAAGGAGGAACGAUGUGCUGGAACUGUGUGGAUGCUGUCUUUGACCAUGUACUGUGGCCAGCAGCCAUCAAUCCAAAUAAUGCUUCCUAAAAUCCAGGAAGCUUUCUCACAUUUGUUAGGUGACCAGAAUGAACUUACACAGGAGCUGGCAUCCCAGGGCAUGAGCAUCAUCUAUGAACUUGGUGAUGCAUCAAUGAAGAAAAGCCUGGUAGAUGCUCUGGUAAAUACUCUAACUGGCACAAGCAAAAGAAAACGAGCUAUAAAGCUUGUUGAGGAGUCUGAAGUGUUUCAAGAGGGAACUAUCGGUGAGAGUCCCAGUGGAGGGAAGAUUAGCACUUACAAGGAGCUUUGUAAUCUUGCAAAUGAAAUGGGGCAACCUGAUUUAAUUUACAAAUUUAUGGACUUAGCCAAUCACCAAGCUUCUCUUAACUCAAAGAGAGGAGCUGCUUUUGGGUUCUCCAAGAUAGCCAAGCAAGCAGGAGAUGCUCUUCGACCACAUUUGCGACUGUUGAUUCCGAGGUUGAUUCGUUACCAAUAUGAUCCUGACAAAAAUGUGCAGGAUGCGAUGGCACACAUUUGGAAAGCACUGAUACAAGACCCGAAGAAAGCUGUCGAUGAACAUUUGAAUCACAUCUUCGAUGAUCUGCUAGUACAAUGUGGUUCACGGCUUUGGCGCUCCCGUGAGGCAUCCUGUUUGGCUCUUGCUGAUAUUAUUCAAGGGCGGAAAUUUGACCAGGUCAAGGAGCAUUUGAAAAAACUAUGGAUAGCUGCCUUCCGAGCUAUGGAUGACAUUAAAGAGACUGUGAGAAAUGCUGGUGAUAAGUUAUGUCGUGCUGUGACAUCCUUAACGAUAAGGAUCUGUGAUGUCACGCUUACCGAACUAGCAGAUGCAAAACAAGCAAUGGAUAUUGUUCUUCCUUUUUUGCUUUCCGAAGGAAUAAUGAGUAAAGUCACCAGUGUACGUAAGGCUUCAAUUGGAGUUGUUAUGAAGCUUGCAAAGGGUGCAGGAGUUGCCCUCCGUCCACAUUUGUCCGACCUAGUUUGCUGUAUGUUGGAAAGUUUGUCUAGUCUUGAAGACCAAGGACUUAACUAUGUUGAGUUGCAUGCUGCCAAUAUUGGCAUAGAAACGGAGAAACUUGAAAAUUUACGAAUUUCAAUCUCGAAAGGCUCUCCAAUGUGGGAAACUCUUGAUCUGUGUAUUAAUAUAGUGGAUAUUGAAUCACUUGAUCAAUUGAUCCCUCGUCUCACGCAACUUGUUCGGGGUGGUGUUGGCCUCAAUACGAGGGUUGGUGUUGCCAGCUUUAUCUCAUUGCUAGUUCAAAAAGUCGGUACCGAGAUAAAGCCGUUCACUGGAAUGCUGCUAAAACUUUUGUUUCCUGUUGCCAAGGAGGAGAAAAGUUCUUCUGCAAAACGUGCCUUUUCGAGUGCUUGUGGCAUUGUAUUGAAGUAUUCUAGCCCCUCUCAAGCUCAAAGCUUAAUCGAAGAAACUGCAGCUCUGCACUCUGGUGAUAGAAGCUCCCAGAUCGCAUGUGCGAGUCUUUUCAAAAGCUUCUCAUCUACAGCUUCUGAUAUUAUGAGCAGUCACCAGUCGGCUAUUGUUCCAGCUAUAUUUAUUUCCAGAUUUGAGGAUGAAAAACAAAUUUCUAGUCUCUUUGAGGAGGUGUGGGAAGAUAUCACAAGUGGUGAAAGGGUCACACUACAGUUGUUUCUGCAAGAAAUUGUGAAUCAUAUUUGCGAGAGCAUCACAUCAUCAUCAUGGGCAAGCAAGAAAAAGUCUGGUAAGGCGAUAUGCAAACUAGCUGAAGUCUUGGGUGAAUCAUUAUCUCCACACCACAAGAGAUUGCUGCAAUGUCUUGUCAAUGAAAUUCCUGGACGAUUAUGGGAGGGAAAGGAUGCUCUUUUGGAUGCCCUAGGUGCUCUUUCUGUCGCUUGCCACGAGGCAAUAACUAAGGAGGACCCAACAACUCCCACUACCAUCUUGAGUCUUAUCUGUUCUGCAUGCAAAAAGAAACUCAAGAAAUAUCGCGAGUCAGCCUUUUCUUGUCUGGAGAAGGUCAUAAUAGCUUUUGGCGAUCCAAAGUUUUUCCAUGCCGUUUUCCCGAUGUUGUAUGAGAUGUGUAGUACUGCCUCUGUCAAAACGAGCACCCAAGUUCAGGCAACAAGUGAUACUGUCAAAACAGAAUCAGAAAACGGAGAAGACGGACAAGUCCCACUUGAAAAAAUUAUGGAAUGCGUCAAGUCUUGCAUCCAAGUGGCAACUAUAGAUGAUAUUCUUAGCGCGAAAGCAAACUUGAUUCAUGUUCUUUUAAUUUCCUUAUCACCUGGUUUUCUGUGGACUGUAAAAAUGUCUGGAAUUUCAUGUGUGGGAAAGCUUUGUUCAAGGUUUCAGAGUCUAUGGACUGACUCCAUGGAUGACCUUUCACCUAGUGAUGCGACAAAAUUCGUUCAUGAGUUAUUUCACUCACUAGUUCCUAAACUACUGGAAUGCAUUCACACUGUGAAGAUAGCACAGUUUCAUGUGGCUGCUUCCCAAUGCCUGCUCGAGCUCAUCGAACUGUAUAGCACAGUCUCGUCUUUGCAUCCCGUGGAAGUAGAUUUCAAGGCUGAGGUUGUCUCUUUACUUGAACUCGAGAAGAGUGAAGAAGCCAAGUCGUUGUUGAGAAAAUCCAGGGAUGCUCUUGCAAAUCUCCCCUCGUUAAACUAAGCAAACACAGGAAAGAUUUUAGUUUUAUGCCUUAAUUGAUAUAAAUGGGAAUCGAAUUA